AUGACGGAUGAGUGGAAUUUAGUGGUUCUCUCUCUCCAUCUCCUCCUCCAUCCCCCAUCUUUCUCCUCCUCCUCCUCCUCCUCCCCAUCUCCCUCCUCUUACCCCCUUCUUCUUCUCCCUCUCCUCCAUCUCACACCCUUUCUCCCUCUCUCCACCAGGGACACCGCGGACUUGGAGGUGGUGGUGGUGGAGGGCCGCGAGCUGGUCGGUCCGGACCCUCACGUAGCGGUGGACUCCUACGUCAGGGUGUUCCUUCUGCCUGACAAGUCCACCAACAUGCAGACCAGGGUCUGCCGUCGCACCAACAACCCCACGUACAGGGAGCGGUUCCUGUUCGCCCUGGAGGAGGAGGAGCUGCCGCAGCGGUGCCUGGCCUUCUACAUGUACGCCUCCGACAAGUUCACCAACACUCUGAUCGGCGAGGCGCAGCUACGACUCGCAGACCUCGACCUCUCCACCUGCCUCGCGACCACGCUUACCCUCACCGACACGGGCCAGCGCGGCGUCGGCUACGGGGAGAUCAUGUUCUCGCUCUCCUACCUCCCAACGGCGGAGCGGCUCACGGUGGUGGUGGUGAAAGCGCGCAGCCUGCAGUGGACCGGGGACAAGACCACCGCGGACCCCUUCGUCAAGGUAUACGUGCUGCAGAACGGCAAGAAGGUGAUGAAGAAGAAGACCAGCGUGAAGAAGGACACACGCUCCCCGGUCUUCAACGAGGCAAUGAUCUUCAGCGUCCCUGCACCGGCCUUGCAUAACAUCCAGCUGCGCGUGACGGUGGCGGAGCACAGCAGCGACGGAGGCCAGGCGCGCGCCGUGGGUCAUGUCAUCGUGGGCACGCAGGCCACGGGCAAGGCACUGUCCCACUGGAACCAGAUGAUGUCGGCGCUGAGGAAGCCCAUCGGCAUGUGGCACCCCCCUUGCGUGUGUGGCAGGGUGAAGGACCUGUAA
Molecule: messenger RNA, 948 nt
Organism: Eriocheir sinensis (Chinese mitten crab)
Lineage: Eukaryota; Metazoa; Arthropoda; Malacostraca; Decapoda; Varunidae
Product: synaptotagmin-12-like
Exons: 6
Coding region: 1-948 (315 amino acids)
Biological process (GO): calcium-ion regulated exocytosis; cellular response to calcium ion; regulation of dopamine secretion
Molecular function (GO): calcium ion binding; calcium-dependent phospholipid binding; phosphatidylserine binding
Source: RefSeq, a predicted model, not a curated record